UCAAUUGGGGUUUGCUUUUUCUCUAUCAAACCUUUCUUCAAUUCUCCUUCAUUAUUUUCUCCUUUAACCCCUCGUCUCUCUUACUCUUCCUUUCAUUUGACCCUCUAUCUACCAAUCUUUCUCUUCUUCUUCUUCUUCCUCUUGUUGAUUCAGUCAUGGCUGAUCCGUACUUCAAUUAUUUCAAUGAAUCAUGGUUUAAUUAUCCUCCUCUUCACCAUUUCUCUUCGUCCACUUCUUCUUCCAAUCCUUCUUUUAAUAAUUUCAUUUCAAAUCCUUUUGGCUAUCAUAAUAAUUUCUACUCAAAUACCAUCAACUAUCAUCAAUCUUCUUCUUCUUCAUCCUCCCCUCCUUCUCCUCCUCUCAAAGAAGCCCUUCCUCUCCUCAAAUUGAGCCCUACAAGGCAUCAUCACAAUGAAGAUGAACAACAACAUUCCACAUGCACUGCCAUGGAAGUUGAUCAGAAAAGCUUCUUUUCCAUUUCCAACGAUGAUGAUGAAACUGACACCGUUGCUCUCCAUUUAGGCCUCCCAAGUACUACUUCUGCUGAUUUAAUCUCAGGAAUCUCAUCAGAUAAAGAAGAAGAUGUCACUAUUGCAACAACGACAACAACAACAACAACGGGAGUACUCAACAAAGGCCAAUAUUGGAUCCCUACACCGGCUCAGAUUCUGAUUGGUCCAACUCAAUUCUCAUGUCCUCUUUGCUUCAAAACCUUCAACCGAUACAACAACAUGCAGAUGCAUAUGUGGGGGCACGGAUCUCAAUACAGAAAAGGGCCGGAGUCUCUAAGAGGAACACAACCAACCGCCAUGCUGAGGCUUCCUUGUUAUUGUUGUGCUCCGGGUUGCAGGAACAACAUCGAUCAUCCAAGGUCAAAGCCAUUAAAGGAUUUUCGAACCCUUCAAACGCAUUACAAGAGAAAACAUGGAAUCAAGCCAUUUAUGUGUAGAAAAUGCGGCAAGGCGUUUGCAGUGAGGGGUGACUGGAGAACCCAUGAGAAGAAUUGUGGCAAGCUUUGGUAUUGUAGUUGUGGGUCUGAUUUUAAGCACAAGAGGUCUUUGAAAGAUCAUAUUAAGUCUUUUGGAAAUGGCCAUGCGUCUUGUGGGACUGAUUGUUUUGAAGAAGAUGAAGUUGCCUCUGAAAUUGAGCAAGAUAAUGAAUCCUCCCGAGACAUCGAUUAAAUGGGACCUUUUACAGGGCGCCUUUCUUGAAUGAACUGUCUCAACAUCAUUUUCAGCUGACACUUUGUUUAUUUUAUCAUGGCUUCAAAGUUUAUCAGCAUAAGAAAUUAAUUAAUACUUUGAGAGCCAUGGUCAUUUUGUAAAUUUCUUCCUUUUGUUCAUUAGAAGUUUCUUAGUAUUGUGGACUAUUAUUGACUUAUCAAUGUUAAACACAAUUUCUUGUA
Messenger RNA from Mangifera indica (mango), 1405 nucleotides. Its product is annotated as zinc finger protein WIP2-like. The coding region runs from base 156 to 1181 and encodes 341 amino acids. Gene Ontology annotation, molecular function: DNA-binding transcription factor activity. NCBI's taxonomy places the organism in Eukaryota, Viridiplantae, Streptophyta, Magnoliopsida, Sapindales, Anacardiaceae. The transcript is spliced from 2 exons. Gene Ontology annotation, biological process: regulation of gene expression; anatomical structure development. Gene Ontology annotation, cellular component: nucleus. The record is from RefSeq and is a predicted model, not a curated record.